GCCAGGCGCUCCCUCUCCCCGAAUUCAGACAGUGGCUUCCUGCCAGGCAUAUCCAACGGUGAGACCGACGUAUACGCCGAAAGCCGAAGUGGCGGUGACUCCUCCACCGCCGUAUUCGGCAGUGAAUCCGACUCCGGCGAUGUCGAGUCCAGCUCCAAUGAAUUCGGAUCUGCAGCAGAGGCUAACGGCGCUGGAGCAGCAGGUCCUGGAGCUGCGGAAACCCAUGGAGCGGCAGGGGGAGCUGCAGCGCCAGGUGGCCUCCCUGACGCAGACGGUGCAUCGCUUGAGCGCGGUGAGCUGUUCGCAGGUUCGGUGCAGCUGCCCAGAACUGAAGCAGAUCCUGGGCCUUACCUUGCAAGAGCUGGAGAAGCUGAGCAGGAGGGUCAACGAGGCUUGGGAUCGCUCUGCCGCCAGCUCUAUCAAGCAGAUCCAAGAGUUGCAACACCUCACUGCCUGUCUGCCGCGAGGCGAGCCGGGUGCUGAGGACGGGCGCGAGUCAGAGGCGACCUGUAGCCCGAUCAUCAGGCCUGAGGAGGACGAGGCGCAAGGUUCUCCGUGGAGACGUCUCUCCAGCGACGCUACCUGUCCAGGUGACAUGAGUCAAGACCUGGGGGACGGCGCUGCAGGGGCGGCUGACACGACGUUCGGAAGGACCCCGCUGCAAAACAGCGCUUCCAGGCACCGAAGGGUGGGGGUUUUGGAUUUCCGGGGCCGUUUUGCCAAGUGAUCUGAGUCAAACAAAGCGGCCAAGGUUGCGAUUGGGCCGUCGGUCC
This is a messenger RNA of Effrenium voratum, 773 nucleotides long. The record is from the annotation of a GenBank genome assembly. Lineage: Eukaryota; Dinophyceae; Suessiales; Symbiodiniaceae.